CCCAACUAGGUGGCAUAAAAUUGAUGUGUUGAAUUUUGUCGGCUGGAAAAGUUAGCAUAAGUUUUCGGUAUUGAGGACAACGUCAACGUAUGUCUACACGUGUAAUGUGUUCCAAUGAUUCAGGUGUUAUAAGGAGUCGAUCACUCUGCAGUGCUUGGACAAGUCGCCAUUGACCUCAAUUAUAACGCAUCAUAGUCGAUUUGCCACUACCAUUUUUCAACAACAGCUGGAGCCUUACGAAUCCACGAAAUACGUAGCCUACGCCUGGUUGACUCAACACAAAACACGUCCCUGGCGAGGCUUUCCCCGGACGGUGAUGCAUGUAGCCCCGCGUCCGGCCGCAUCUCUCCCGCGUCGGCAGCUUUCGCAUACUUCACAGUGAGGCAUGAAGCAGACGCAGCGCGCGAAGGAGAUGUUCAUCACGCGGGCGCUCGAAAAGAUCCUCGCCGACAAGGAGAUCCGCCGCUCCUACCACUCGCAGCUGAAGAAAGCCUGCGAGGUCGCCCUCGAUGAGAUCCGCACCGAGGUGGAGGCGCACGCCGCGGCGCCCCCUGGUGAUGCGUCCGACACGCUGCCGCUUCCCAAGGACGAGACGACGACGUUUAUCGAGGCGGAUAAGUACUUCCUGCCGUUUGAGCUCGCGUGCACGUCGCGAUGUCCGCGUAUCGUCGUCACGGCGCUCGACUGCCUGCAGAAGCUGAUCGCUUACGGCCACCUGGUGGGCAGCGCGCCGGACAGUCUCAACCCGGGACGGAUGCUCAUCGACCGCAUCAUCGCGACGAUCUGCGGAUGCUUCCAGGGCACGCAGACGGACGAGGGAGUGCAGCUGCAGAUCAUCAAGGCCUUGCUGACGGCGGUGACGUCUAGCUCGUGUGAGGUCCACGAGGGCUCCGUGCUGCAGGCAGUGCGCACCUGCUACAACAUCUACUUGGCUAGCCGCAACCUCAUCAACCAGACGACGGCGAAGGCCACCCUCACGCAGAUGCUCAACGUCAUCUUCGCUCGCAUGGAGAACCAGGCGCUCGCCGACGAAAAACCCCACGUCGACGAGUCGUCGGCGAACCAGCAGGGGGCGCCGGCAAACGGCGAGGCGGCGUCGACGGAGGAGAUCGUGUCGUCGAUCGUCGGCGAGUUGAUCACCGCCGCCGUCGAUUCGGCCGACGACGAGAACGGCCUUAAGGGGGCGCCGGCGAUCGUGAACGGCGAGACUCCGAGUUCGGACUCUGGAUCGCUGACCGUUCCAGCGUCCGGCGGUGGGAAGGCGGGGACGCCGGACGCCGUGUCGCAGUAUGGGUCGGAGUAUGCGGAGGACGGGGCGUCGAUGGACGGCAGCGAGCUUCACGAACAGAUCCACGCAAAGUUCUCGCACGUUCUUCAGAAGGACGCGUUUCUCGUGUUCCGCUCGCUGUGCAAGCUCAGCAUGAAGCAGCUGCCGGAGGGACCGGCAGACCCGCGCUCGCACGAACUUCGCUCGAAGAUACUCUCGCUGCAGCUGCUGCUGUCGAUCCUUCAGAACGCCGGGCCGGUGUUCCGCACGAACGAGAUGUUCGUGAACGCCAUCAAGCAGUACCUGUGCGUCGCGCUGUCGAAGAACGGCGUCUCGCCCGUGCCGGACGUGUUCGAACUCUCGCUCGCGAUCUUCGUCACGCUCCUCUCCAACUUCAAGACACACCUGAAGAUGCAGAUCGAGGUCUUCUUCAAGGAGAUCUUCCUGAACAUCCUGGAAACAUCCAGCAGCUCCUUCGAACACAAGUGGAUGGUGAUCCAGGCGCUCACGCGCAUCUGCGCCGACGCGCAGAGCGUCGUCGACAUCUACAUUAACUACGACUGCGAUCUCGCGCUUGCGAACAUCUUCGAGCGGCUCGUCAACGACCUGUCGAAGAUCGCUCAGGGCGUGGAGCUGGCUGCGUCGUCGCACCAGGAGAAGAGCAUGAGGGUACGCGGCCUCGACUGCCUCGUCUCCAUCCUCAAGUGCAUGGUCGAGUGGUCACGGGACCUCUACGUGAACCCGAGCCCGCAGACGAACCUCACGUCACCCGCGGAGCCGGACGGCGGGGGACGCGGUGGCGGCGGCGGCGGCGGCGGCGGCGGCGGGGGGACGUCGCCGCACGGCAGCAGCAGUUCUCUCGCCAACUCGCGGCACUCGUCGAACACGCGUCUCGACAAUCCGGAGCAGUUCGAGAGCAUCAAGCAGCAGAAGGGUAUCCUCGAGGAGGGCAUCGACCUCUUCAACCGCAAGCCGAAGAACGGCCUCUCCUUCCUGCGCCAGCAGGGCGUCGUAGGAGCCUCCCCCGGUGACGUCGCAGCCUUCUUCCACAGCGAGGACCGCCUCGAUAAGACGAUGAUCGGCGAUUACAUGGGCGACAACGACAUGCGCCACAAGGAGGUGAUGUACGCGUACAUCGACCAGAUGGACUUCUCCGGCACGGACUUUGUCUCGGCGCUGCGCACGUUCCUCGAGGGGUUCCGGCUUCCCGGCGAGGCGCAGAAGAUCGAUCGGCUCAUGGAGAAGUUUGCGGCGCGCUACUGCGAGUGCAACACGAGCGCGGGCGUGUUUGCGUCGGCCGACACAGCCUACGUGCUCGCGUACUCCAUCAUAAUCCUCGCGACGGACCUGCACAGCCCGUCGGUGAAGCACAGGAUGACGAAGGAGCAGUACGUGCGCAUGAACCGUGGCAUCAACGACAGCCGCGACCUCCCCGAGCCCUACCUCUCGCAGAUCUACGACGAGAUCGCCGACGCCGAGCUCGCCAUCAAGCCCGUGUCGACGAAGACGCUGCGCAAGGGAGCGAGCGUCGCCGCGGCGACCGACAAGCAGCGGCGACUCAUCUACAACAUGGAGCUGGAGCAGAUGGCGUACACGGCGAAGGCGCUCAUGGAGAGCGUGAGUCACGUCGAGGCGGCCUUCACGUCGGCGACACAGCUCGACCACGUGCGCCCGAUGUUCCGCGUCGCGUGGACGUCGUUCCUCGCCGCGUUCUCCGUCGGUCUGCAGGACUGCGACGAUCCGUCGAUCGCGGCGCUCUGCCUCGACGGUCUCCGCUGCGCGAUCCGCAUCUCGUGCAUCUUCCGGCUGCAGCUGGAGCGGGACGCGUACGUGCAGGCGCUCUCACGCUUCACGCUGCUCACCGCAAACUCGCAGAUCACCGAGAUGAAAGCAAAGAACAUCGACACGAUAAAGACGCUGAUCGCAGUCGCGCAGACCGACGGAAACUACCUCGGCAAGUCGUGGCUCGAAAUCCUCAAAUGCAUCUCGCAGUUGGAGCUAGCGCAACUCAUCGGGACAGGCGUGCGCACCCGUUUCAUCUCCGGCAGCGGCAGCGGCGCGCGUCCGCACCACCAGCACCACCACGAGGAGAGUCUCAACGUUCCCGUGCCGCGCAUGGAUCAGAAGCGCAUGGCGAGCCUGCAGGAGUCGAUGGGAGAGACGUCGUCGCAGAGCGUCGUCGUUGCCGUCGACCGCAUCUUCACGGGAUCAACGCGCCUCGACGGUGACGCCAUCGUCGACUUCGUCACGGCUCUCUGCCACGUGUCGGAGGAGGAGCUCUCGUCGGCCGCGCACCCACGCAUGUUCAGCCUUCAGAAGAUCGUCGAGAUCUCCUACUACAACAUGGGCCGCAUCCGACUACAGUGGUCGCGCAUCUGGAAGAUCCUCGGCGAUCACUUCAACAAGGUCGGCUGCAACGCGAACGAAGACGUCGCGUUCUUCGCCGUCGACUCGCUGCGCCAGCUCUCCAUGAAGUUCAUCGAGAAGGGCGAGUUCGCAAACUUCCGCUUCCAGAAGGACUUCCUGCGUCCGUUCGAACACAUCAUGAAGAGGAAUCGUUCGCCGACAAUACGCGACAUGGUCGUUCGUUGCGUCGCGCAGAUGGUCAAUUCCCAGGCUCACAACAUCAAGUCCGGUUGGAAGAACAUCUUCAGCGCGUUCCACCUCGCCGCGUCCGACCGCGACGAGAGCAUCGUAGAACUCGCCUUCCAGACAAUGGGUCUCAUCGUCUCCUCCGUCUUCGAGGCGUACUUCCCGGCGAUGAUCGACUCGUUCCAGGACGCCGUCAAGUGCCUGUCGGAGUUUGCGUGCAACGCCGCAUUCCCGGACACGAGCAUGGAAGCUAUCCGGCUGAUUCGCAGCUGCGCGCGCUACGUCGCCGACCGGCCCGCAGUCUUCGCGGACCACGCCGGCGACGACGUCAGCGUCCCCGCCGACGACCGCGUCUGGGUGAAGGGCUGGUUCCCGGUCCUCUUCGAGCUUUCGUGCGUCAUCAACCGCUGCAAGCUGGACGUGCGAACGCGCGGCCUCACGGUGAUGUUCGAGAUCAUGAAGACGCACGGCGAUGCGUUCCGCGAGCGCUGGUGGCGCGACAUCUUCCGCGUUCUCUUCCGCAUCUUCGACAACAUGAAGCUGCCGGAGCAGCGGAGCGAGAAGGCGGAGUGGAUGACGACGACGUGUAACCACGCGCUGUACGCGAUCGUCGACGUCUUCGCUCAGUAUUUCGGCGUUCUGCACGACGUUCUCCUCGACGACCUCUACACGCAGCUGCACUGGUGCGUGCGGCAGGAGAACGAACAGCUCGCGCGUUCCGGAACGAACUGCCUCGAGAACCUCGUGAUCUCGUCCGGAGCGUUGUUCAGCGUCGCGACGUGGGACAAGACGUGCGACCUCAUGCUCGACAUCUUCCGCACGACGCUGCCGACGGGACUCCUCGAGUGGCGCGCCGACGAAGACGCGGCGCCCUCUGGCGGUACACGCGCCCGCGAAGACCACCAGUUGUUCUCCUCGCUAGCCAUCAAGUGCGUUGUUCAGUUGGAGCUGAUACAGACGAUCGAUAACGUCGUGUUCUACCCGGCGACGAGCCGCAAGGAGGACGCGGACAACCUCGCCGCGGCGCAGGGUGGAGGAGGAGGAGGAGCCGGGGGGAGUCCGCGCGAGGGAGGAGGAGGGUGGCAGCAGGAGGAGCAGGGCAUGUACUCGUACCUGACGUCGGAGCAGCUGCUGAGACUGCUGGACUGCUUGCUGGAGUCGCACGAGUUUGCGAAGGCGUUCAACGCGAACCACGAGCAACGCAACAUGCUGUGGAAGGCUGGCUUCAAGGGAAAGAUGAAGCCCAACCUGCUGAAGCAGGAGACGACGAGUCUCGCGUGCGCGCUGCGCGUGCUGCUGCGCAUGUACGGCGACGACGCCCGCACCGCAUCCUGGCCCGUCGUGCAGUCCCGCCUCGUCACCGCAUCCCGCGACGCGCUCGCGUACUUCCUCACUCUGUCGUCGGAAAGCCAUCGCGAUGCGUGGAGCUCGCUGCUGCUGCUCGUGCUCACGCGCACGCUCAAGAUGACGGAGGAGAGAUUCCGCACGCACGCGGCCGCGUACUACCCGCAGCUGUGCGACAUGGUCGUGCUGGAGCUGAAGCCGGAGCUACGCGGAAUCCUGCGCAGAUUCUUCGUCCGCGUCGGGCCGGCGUUCGGAGUCGUCAAGCCGUCGUCCUAAUGUGUGUGUGCGUGCGGGCGUGCGUGCGUGCGUGCGUGUGUGUAUGGGUGCGUCUGUGCAUGUAGGCAUUUGGGUACGUGCGUUGGUGUGUGUGUGUGUGUGUGGGUGUGUACAUGCGUGCGUGCAUGCAUGUGUGCGGGGGCGUGUGUGUGCAUGUGUGUGCAUGUGUGUGCAGGGGCGUGUGAGCGGGGUUGGGCUAGCUACAAGUUGGAGGUACACAUGCCGUGUGUUGUGAGUGGGCACUGCUGUUCUAUUGUAGGUUAUAUGUGCACAGAGAUGUUUUUUCUAGUUACGCGUGGCGAUGGGAGCGAAGAAAUCCCCUGGUUACACGUGAUAGUGGGAGAGAAAUUCCCUAGUUGUGCGUUGCAAUGGGAAAGAAAAUUUUCCGUAGUUACACGUGGCAAUGGGAAAAAGAAAUUUCCCUAGCUACACGUGGCAAUGGGAGAUAAAUUCACUAGCUAUGCGCGGCUACUGGGAGAAAUUCCCCUGUUAUGCGUCUCAGUGUAUUGGGCAUUCCAUAUUAUACUCCAUCAAGCAGACAUUUCCUGGCUGCGUGCAAUGACACUCGGUUACACCUGCACUUAGACAAUGCAUGUUGAAAGUACUUUAAUGUGCAACUUGUUGAAAGUACAACUUGUUGAAAGUACAACUUGUUGAAAGUACAACGUGUUGAAAGUAUAACAUAUUGAAAGUAAUUUAACGUCUAAUGUAGAAAGUGAAGACUCAGUGCGCAAGGGAAAAGCUAUUUUACGUGUACGUGUAAAGUUCUACUUUAGUUACUUUACGUACUUUACUGCACAUGGAGUUCGUACGUUCGUACGAUUUAUUACUGGUAGGUUUAGGUUAUUUCUGCUCGUUUCUCUUCUUUUCAGCACUCCAGUGGGCGCUGUGAAAGCAUUAGAAUUUAGAUACCCUCUAAGACUAAAUACUAAUUAUGACUAGAAAAACAACCAUAGAAAAAUAGACUGUCUCACUUGAGCAAGCAUAACGUGGGGUUUGACUUUUUAAAUAUAUAUAUACGUAUGUGUGUAUAUAUAUAGGCUUGCUGGAUUAAAUGAAGUUCACAGUGCUCAGCCUGUAACGACGACUAUAGCUGAAUUGUUUGAAAGUUGGAAACUAUAUAUUGAACAUAUAUAUAUAUAUAUAUGUGUGUGUGUGUGUGUGUGUUGUAUGUAUGUAUAAUAUAUAUAUAUAUAUAUAAUAUAUAUAUAUUAUUAGUUUAUACCCUGCAGAUUUCUGCUCUGCGUGGGAGAGCUUAGGUAAUAGGCAGCGCACUCUCAUC
Priapulus caudatus is the source of this 6761-nucleotide messenger RNA. Its product is annotated as brefeldin A-inhibited guanine nucleotide-exchange protein 1-like. The transcript has 5 exons. Gene Ontology annotation, biological process: regulation of ARF protein signal transduction. The coding region runs from base 386 to 5479 and encodes 1697 amino acids. NCBI's taxonomy places the organism in Eukaryota, Metazoa, Priapulida, Priapulimorpha, Priapulimorphida, Priapulidae. The record is from RefSeq and is a predicted model, not a curated record. Gene Ontology annotation, molecular function: guanyl-nucleotide exchange factor activity.